AUGCUGCCCCAGCCCUGGCGCCUCUUCUCCCGCGCUGCGGAGGACGCGGCGCUGCAGAGGAUCCGGAAGGUGCUGUGCGUGGCCGAGAAGAACGAUGCCGCCCGGGGCAUUGCAGAGGCUCGUUCCUCACACACGGCUCUGGCUCAGCGGCGUGAAGGGUUCUCCAAGUUCAACAAGAUCUACGAAUACGACUACCAGAUGUUUGGCCAGAACGUUACUAUGGUGAUGACAUCUGUGUCAGGACAUUUACUGGCUCAUGACUUCAAGAUGCCCUUUCGCAAAUGGCAUAGCUGCAACCCUCUAUCUCUUUUUGAUGCUGAAAUUGAGACGUAUUGCCCUGAAAAUUACAUGGAUAUCAAGAGAACCCUUGAACGAGAAAUCCAGCAGUGCCAAGCCCUGGUGAUCUGGACUGACUGCGACCGAGAAGGAGAGAACAUUGGCUUUGAGAUAAUUCACGUUUGCAAAGCUGUAAAGCCAAACCUCCGUGUCUUCCGAGCCCGUUUCUCAGAGAUCACGCUCCAUGCUGUCAGAACAGCCUGCGAGAACCUCACCCAACCUGAUCAGAAAACAAGUGAUGCCGUCGAUGUCAGGCAGGAGCUGGACCUCAGGAUAGGUGCUGCCUUCACCAGAUUCCAGACACUGAGGCUGCGGAAGAUCUUCCCUGAUAUCUUGGCAGAUCAGCUCAUCAGCUAUGGUAGCUGUCAGUUCCCAACACUGGGCUUUGUAGUUGAACGCUUUAAAGCCAUCCAGGCCUUCGUUCCUGAAGCCUUCUAUAAAAUAAAAGUGACACACGAUCAUGAAGAUGACAGCGUGGUCUUCAACUGGAAGAGGAACCGGCUCUUCAAUCACACAGCAUGCCUGGUCCUUUACCAGAUGUGUAUGGAGGAUCCCGUAGCAACUGUUGUUGAGGUUGGGAGCAAGCCCAAGAGCAAAUGGAGGCCCCUGCCCCUGGACACUGUGGAACUUGAGAAGUUGGCUUCCCGCAAACUGAAGAUAAAUGCAAAGGAAACCAUGAGGAUAUCAGAAAAACUCUAUACUCAAGGGUUCAUUAGCUACCCCCGAACAGAGACCAACAUUUUCCCCAAGGAGCUGAAUCUCUCUGCCUUAGUACAACAGCAAACACAGGACCCAAACUGGGGAGCAUUUGCACAGAGGAUUUUGGAUCAGGGUGGGCCAACCCCUCGGAGUGGAAGCAAAUCAGAUCAGGCUCACCCUCCCAUUCACCCCACCAAAUACACUGCUAACCUGCAGGGCAACGAGCAGAGGCUGUACGAGUUCAUUGUGCGCCAUUUCUUGGCUUGCUGCUCUCAAGAUGCCAAGGGCCAGGAAACCACCGUGGAGAUUGACAUUGCCAGUGAGCGAUUCAUUGCUCAAGGACUGAUGAUCCUGGCCCGAAAUUACCUGGAAGUCUAUCCUUAUGAGAAGUGGAGUGAUAAGGUUAUCCCACUGUAUGAGAAAGGCUCUCGCUUUCAGCCCACUACAGUGGAGAUGGUGGAUGGGGAAACCAGCCCUCCGUUGCUCCUCACAGAAGCGGAUCUCAUUGCUCUCAUGGAGAAACAUGGCAUUGGGACUGACGCCACUCACGCCGAGCACAUCGAGACGAUAAAGACACGGAUGUACGUGGGCCUCACAGAUGAUCAGCGCUUCCUCCCAGGCCACCUGGGCAUGGGGCUGGUGGAAGGCUACGAUUCCAUGGGCUACGAGAUGUCCAAGCCUGACCUUCGAGCUGAGCUGGAGGCUGAUCUGAAACUCAUCUGUGAGGGGAAAAAAGACAAGUCUGUAGUGUUGCAGCAGCAGGUCCAAAAGUACAAGCAAGUCUUCAUCGAAGCUGUGGCCAGAGCCAACAAGUUGGACCAGGCCCUGGCUCAGUACUUUGGAGAAGCCACAGGAACUGCAGAGCAGGAGGUUUAUCCAGCAGCACCCGUUUCCGUUCGGAAGUGUCCACAGUGCAACAAUGACAUGGUGCUGAAGACCAGGAAGAGUGGCGGGUUCUAUCUCAGCUGCAUGGGCUUCCCAGCUUGCAAAACUGCAGUCUGGUUUCCUGAUUUUGUGCUGGACGUGGCCAGGGAUGAGAGCAUCUGUGCUGUGUGUAAACCACAUCCAGUUCACAGACUGAAGUUUAAAUUCAAGAGAGGCAGCGUUCCACCCGUGAUGCCCCUGGAGUUUGUUGGCUGCAUUGGAGGCUGUGAUGACAUGCUCAAAGAGCUCCUGGACCUGAAGUACUUAAAUAGAUCCCAGCCCCUAUCAUCAACCAGCCAGGAAGCCAACCACUCGCAGGUCAACAACUCCUUUAACAGACCUAGUGGUGAAAACAGGCACGUGAGGGGGAUCACAAACCUGGCACGAAGACAUCUGCUCCCUAUGAGCUCCACACGAACACCCAGACCUGCUCUUUCAGCUGCUCCAGAUGAUGGGAACAACGCAGUGGUGUGCAACUGUGGCAAUGAAGCCCUGCUGCUCACUGUGCGCAAAGAGGGGCCCAACCAAGGCCGGCAGUUCUACAAAUGCAGCACCAGCACCUGCAACUUCUUUCUCUGGGCUGAUCAGCAGCCAGAGGACAGAAACAACGGGGCUCCACGGGGCUCUGCGCUGCCCCAGCCCUCUGCAGGAAGGGGCCCAGCAGGAUUUCAGCGCCCAGGAGGAGGAGGGAGAGGCCCAGAGCUCUUUGGAAGCAGCAGCUCCGAUCCAGGAGGCAGCACAGUGUGCAAUUGUGACCAGCCAGCUGUCACACGCACUGUCCAAAAGGAUGGGCCCAACAAAGGGAGGCAGUUCCACACGUGCUCGAAACCCCGGGACCAGCAGUGUGGCUUCUUCCAGUGGGCAGAUGAAAACACAGCUCCAGGGCCUUCUGGAGAUGUCUCUUUGAACCAUUUUGACAGCAGUGGAUUCUCAAGAGGGUUGGGAAGUAAAGCUAAGAGACCAGGCAGCCUCUCCUCAGGAGCCACUGCCAAGAAACCACGGACCUGCAGCAUUUGCCACCAGCCUGGUCACACCAGGAAAACCUGCCCUCAAAACCACUGA
Nestor notabilis (Kea) is the source of this 3021-nucleotide messenger RNA. RefSeq names its product topoisomerase (DNA) III alpha (gene TOP3A). Gene Ontology annotation, biological process: DNA topological change. The transcript has 19 exons. Lineage: Eukaryota; Metazoa; Chordata; Aves; Psittaciformes; Psittacidae. The coding region runs from base 1 to 3021 and encodes 1006 amino acids. The record is from RefSeq and is a predicted model, not a curated record. Gene Ontology annotation, cellular component: nucleus; chromosome. Gene Ontology annotation, molecular function: DNA topoisomerase type I (single strand cut, ATP-independent) activity; zinc ion binding; DNA binding.